CUGUACUCAUAGCACCUCUUUUAGAACUACCAUGCCUCCUCGCAGAAACAACAACACAAAUGCCACUCCCACACCUAUCCUACCAACUCACAACCAACACCUACAAACCGAAAGCCAAAAAGCAUUUUCCAACCGGCGACAUAGGCACAGGCGUGCUGUACCUUGGUACAGACGCAGCGAGAAUGUCUGGCGCUCUCGACUAGAAACCGCAAGCCACUUUGGGAUAUUCCUUGCCGCUCUUCUCACACUUGUUUACUUCCUUCGGCGAGGUGAUGCAGAGCAUUGAGGGUAACGGGUGUA
Messenger RNA from Bipolaris sorokiniana ND90Pr, 300 nucleotides. RefSeq lists its product as uncharacterized. The record is from RefSeq and is a predicted model, not a curated record. Lineage: Eukaryota; Fungi; Ascomycota; Dothideomycetes; Pleosporales; Pleosporaceae. The transcript has a single exon. Bases 32 to 286 code for a protein of 84 amino acids.